AUGAAUCGAAAAGUGAAUCGUGCAACAGUGAAUCGCCCAACUAAAACAAACAAUGCUACGUAUGAAACUAUAACACCAAUACGACAAGAUCGUUCAUCACCAUUAGCAGCUAUUCAUCCAGAUUCAACAUUAACUCAAAGGCUUUCAGAACAAGAACAUUUUCCAGCAAUAGCGGCGACUGCCGUUACUCCGCGAAAAGUCUCUGCAGUUAAACCACAACAACGACAAAUUACGGAUGGACGACGAAUUAGUUUUACAAGACCUACAACAGCCGCACCCCGAGGCGCAGACGAACAACAACAAGUGAAAGAAAAUGAUAAUCAAGAUAGUUAUUUACCACUUAAAAUAUUUGAUGGUAAAAAAACGUCGGUAAAAGAUCUGACAGAAGCAAGUAGUUCAUAUUUGUGGUUACGACGAAUUAGAGAAAUAUUUCUUGUGAUGGGCAAAGCCAAUGAUCCAUUUUCACAAUUUGAUAUGGAAAUAGCUCGAACGGAAAUGAUAAAAACAUGUGAAAGUUAUAUCAAAAGCAAAAAGCCAAAAGAAACCAUUAAAGAAGUAAAUUCCCCACAAAAUAGGGAGUCAAUGACUUGUAUUUUGUUGUAG
Didymodactylos carnosus is the source of this 603-nucleotide messenger RNA. Lineage: Eukaryota; Metazoa; Rotifera; Eurotatoria; Philodinida; Philodinidae. The record is from the annotation of a GenBank genome assembly.